AUGCAACUGCCAAGCCUGGUGGUGCUCUUCAACCCCUGGUGUCCUGAGGACUGGGUGUAUCUGAGAGAUGAGAAAGAGAGACAGGAGUAUGUGAUGAAUGAACAAGGAACCAUAUUCACAGGAAGUAAGAACUACAUCUUCUCCUUGCCAUGGGACUAUGGACAGUUUGAGGACAACAUGGUGGAAAUUUGUUUGAUGAUAUUGGACCUGAACCGCAAACACUUGAUAGACCCGGGUGAUGAUGUUUCUGCUCGCUGUAACCCGCUCUACGUCGGCCGUGUGGUCAGCGCCAUGAUCAACACUCAAGAUGACCGUGGCGUCUUGGAGGGAAACUGGGGAGACUCAUUUCCCAACGGACUUUCUCCGUCUCACUGGAGCGGAAGUUACGCCAUCCUGAAGCACUGGUACAACACCGAUGCCCACCCGGUGAAGUACGGGCAGUGCUGGGUGUUCGCCGGUGUGAUGUGCUCAGUGAUGCGCCUGCUGGGCAUCCCCUGCCGCGUGGUCUCCAACUUCGAGUCGGCCCACGACAACAACAAGAAUCUGGUCAUCGACACGUUCUACUCCGACUACGGAGUCGCAGAGAAACCGACCCAUGACAGCAUUUGGAACUUCCACGUGUGGACGGAGGCGUGGAUGAAGCGACCCGACCUGGGAGCCAACGGCAAAUAUGACGGCUGGCAGGUUCUGGAUCCAACCCCCCAGGAGCAGAGCUUUGGUGUUUACUGCUGCGGUCCAGCCCCGGUGAGAGCCAUCCUGGAUGGAGAGACAGACCUCAAAUAUGACAUCCCAUUUGUCUUCGCAGAGGUCAACGCCGACUGUAGCGACUGGCUGCUCUAUGCUGACGGCUCAAAAAAGAAAAUCUUCUCUGACACUUCGAGAGUCGGUCAGAAUACCUCCACCAAGGCUGUCGGCUCAAAGACAAGAGUGGACAUCACCAACACGUACAAACACAAAGAGGGAACGGAGAAGGAGAGGACUGUCUUUGAUUACGCCGUCACCAGAGACUACUCCAAAAUUGAUGGGGAUGAAGGGGAUGAAUGGGACGAGGAUUUCGAGGUGGAGGGUGAAGAGAUUGAUGACGACGAGGAAGAGGACACGGGGGAGAACGUGGAGGUGGAUGAGGUGAGCGACGGCACCGAUGAUGAAGAGGAGGAAGAUGAUGAGAGUGAAGACGAAGAGACCUCAGGAGGUGCGGGUGAUGCCACCGACGUCGUCAUCCCUCCUCCAGUGUACAUUCAAUUUGAAGAGAUGACCCCACCGACCAACGGUAAGAAUGUGAGAUUGAAGCUGAUACUGCAGAGUAAGAGCAAGACUCCCCGGCUGCUGUCCAUCAACAUCAGCGUCCAAGCCAUGAGGUACAACGGCAGACCUAUAGUGAACAUCCAGACCCAGGUGAAGGAGAAGAUACUGUAUCCCGGGACAGAUACUGUUAUCUUCAUCCGUAUCCCGUUUUCGCUCUACCAUAAAGCCAUGGUGCACAGUGACAACAUGAAGGUGUCCGUCAGGGUCACCGACGUAAAGAACCCAGAAUACAUAUACCUGGCUGAGGAUGACAUUGUGCUGAUCAACCCUCCCAUCUCCGUCAAGUUUGUCAAGUGUAGGGUCAGAGUGGACUGCAUCGCGAGAGUGGAGGUGAUCUUCAUGAACCCCACGAUCAACGAGACGCUGACCGGCUGCACUCUGACUCUCUCCGGAAGUGGACUGUUAGGAGACGAGCUUAAAAUAAGGACUCCGGACUUGAAGCCAAGGAACAGAAUUCGUGUCAAUACGGCCAUCACACCCUACAAGACAGGGGAGAAGACUCUGGUGGCCGACUUCGACUGCGACACCUUCAAAGACAUCAAGUGCAGCUGCAAAGUCAACAUCAGGGCGUAAACUCUCAGAGUCACAUCCAUACUCAGAAACAGAAUGUCAGAUUUAUUACUCUUUAUGGGGCAUUUUUACUUUUCUAAAUAAAUAAAUAAUAUGUUUUUCAAUCAAAUGUUGGCGCAGGAUGUAUAAAAACAGCCGGCCACGUAAUAACUGUUCAUUUUAGAUAAUCUUCACUUUUAUGAUUUUUGAAGCGCAAAUGCGGAAGUCGAUGAAAUCUGUGUUCGGCGUGAUGACGGUUAAUGUCCCCGACAACUACUGUUGUCUUUUUAACCGCCAUCUUAUACACAAUAACACACAUACACUGAAAUAAAGAUGUGUGAAGAAGCAGCGUUAUACUGCACAUCAAGGUGCUUAUUACUUGAGAGAAGAAUGCAGCUGAACAGUCACAUCUGUGUGAGAUGUUCAGGGUCCUGUUUAACCUGUAGUUUUCUAAACUCUUAACUGCACCAAUAUAUCAAUUCUGUAUUCCUGCGUGGUGCUGCUCCUGCAGCAGGUGAGCUGGUGUUGCAGCGUCUCCUUGUGGUAAAAAGAAACAAGAGAUUAAAUGAUGG
Cottoperca gobio is the source of this 2426-nucleotide messenger RNA. Its product is annotated as protein-glutamine gamma-glutamyltransferase 5-like. Gene Ontology annotation, cellular component: mitochondrion. Gene Ontology annotation, biological process: peptide cross-linking. The transcript is spliced from 13 exons. NCBI's taxonomy places the organism in Eukaryota, Metazoa, Chordata, Actinopteri, Perciformes, Bovichtidae. The record is from RefSeq and is a predicted model, not a curated record. The coding region runs from base 1 to 1878 and encodes 625 amino acids. Gene Ontology annotation, molecular function: protein-glutamine gamma-glutamyltransferase activity.